AUGGACGGAGAUGUGUCUUCACACAGCCAGGAGGCUGAGAAGGAAACCACUCGGCUUUGGCGCACCUUCCGGACUGUCUAUGAGAUGCUCGCAGACCGAGGCUACGAAGUCUCCGACGACGAGCUGGCGAUCUCACUAGACGAAUUCCGCCAGAAAUACUCAGACCCCAUGGGAUACCCCGACCGCAACAAGAUGAAAAUCCAAGCCCGCCCCACCAAAAUCAUGGAAAUGAAAUACACCCUCAAAACCAAGUCGAACCCAAACCCCACACCCGACUGCGGUACAGUCUACGUCGACUUCUGCCCGGACGCCUCGGGCGUCGGAACCAAGCAAGUGCGCGCCUUCAACCACAUCGUCGGCGAAAGCAACUAUCACACUGGAAUCUUCGUCACGCAAACCCCGAUCUCGCCCUCUGCCGUCCGUCUGCUCUCCAGUCUCCCCAACCACAUCUGUGAGCACUUCCAGGAGCAGGAUCUGCUGGUCAACAUUACGCGCCACGAGCUGGUCCCCAAGCACGUCCUCCUCAGUCCCGAGGAGAAGGCGCGUCUGCUGGAGCGCUAUCGUCUGAAGGAGUCUCAGCUUCCGCGUAUGCAGGUCUCCGAUCCUGUUUCUAGGUAUCUUGGUCUGCGACGUGGACAGGUUGUGAAGAUUAUUCGCAAGUCUGAAACUGCUGGUCGGUAUGCCAGUUACCGAUGGGUUAUCUAA
This is a messenger RNA of Penicillium waksmanii, 705 nucleotides long. RefSeq names its product DNA-directed RNA polymerase core subunit RPB5. Bases 1 to 705 code for a protein of 234 amino acids. NCBI's taxonomy places the organism in Eukaryota, Fungi, Ascomycota, Eurotiomycetes, Eurotiales, Aspergillaceae. Gene Ontology annotation, molecular function: DNA binding; DNA-directed RNA polymerase activity. The transcript has 3 exons. Gene Ontology annotation, cellular component: RNA polymerase I complex; RNA polymerase II, core complex; RNA polymerase III complex. Gene Ontology annotation, biological process: DNA-templated transcription. The record is from RefSeq and is a predicted model, not a curated record.